Molecule: messenger RNA, 2187 nt
Organism: Rosa chinensis
Lineage: Eukaryota; Viridiplantae; Streptophyta; Magnoliopsida; Rosales; Rosaceae
Product: cysteine-rich receptor-like protein kinase 10
Exons: 7
Coding region: 20-1969 (649 amino acids)
Biological process (GO): protein phosphorylation
Molecular function (GO): protein kinase activity; ATP binding
Source: RefSeq, a predicted model, not a curated record
CAAGCAGAGCUGAACUAACAUGGCAGAAGUGAUCCUUCUCUUCCUUUCAGUGGUCACCCUGCUAAGCUUUCCGACUACAAAAGCCGUCUACAUCUACCAUAGCUGCCCCAACACCACCGUCUUCACCCCAAACUCCACCUUCCAGUCCAACCUCAACCACCUCCUCUCCACUCUCUCCUCCAACGCCACACGCACUGGCUUCUACAACGCCACCUCCGGCCGUACCCCUAACGACACCGUCUACGGCCUCUUCCUCUGCCGUGGUGACGUCACCACCACCGCUUGCAAGUCCUGCGUGACCACCGCAACCUCCGAGGUCGUGCAGCGCUGCCCGGUCGAGAGAGAGGUUGUGAUAUGGUACAAUGACUGCAUGCUACGCUACUCCAACAAGUCCUUCUUCUCUGUCGCCUCCGAGUCGCCGAAAAUGUUCGCGUGGAACACCCAAAACGUCAGCAUCGAACCGAACCGGUUUAGCCAGGUUUUGGCGAACUUGACGGAGGUUGCCACGGCGGCCGCGAACAGCGGCGAAAAGUUCGCGACGAGAGAGGUGAACUUCACGGGGUUGAUUAGCUUGUACAGUUUGGAGCAGUGCACGCAGGACUUGUCUAGUUCUGAUUGCAAUUGGUGUCUUGUACGAGCCAUAGCGGAGUUGCCAACUUGCUGCAGCCGGAAGAUAGGAGGACGAGUUCUGUAUCCGAGUUGUAAUGUUAGGUAUGAAGUUUAUCCCUUUUAUAACUCGACGUCAGCACUGGCGCCGGCGCCAGGGGCUCGGCCUCUUUCUCCGCCAAGCUCAGUGACGAAAGGAAAAAGUAAACUGUCAGCCAUGGUCAUUCCUAGCAUUCUUGCUCCCGUUGCUCUCUCUGUGCUAGUUGUGGUUGUGGCCAGAUGUUUCAUUUGCAAAUUAAAAAGAGCCAAACGACAACUAAAUGAAGCCGAAAAUGAUAUGACAACUGUUGAAUCCUUGCAAUUUGACUUGGGAACUGUCGAAGCUGCCACAAAAAAGUUUUCUGCCGAUAACAUGUUAGGUGAAGGCGGAUUUGGUCAAGUUUUCAAGGGAACACUUGAUAAUGGACAAGAAAUAGCUGUGAAGAGGCUGUCAAAAAGCUCUGGACAAGGUGUACGAGAGUUUAAGAACGAGGUUUUGUUGGUAGCAAAGCUUCAACACAGGAAUCUUGUAAAGCUUCUAGGGUUUUGCUUGGAAGGAGAAGAAACACUACUUGUCUAUGAAUAUGUGCCCAACAAAAGUCUUGAUUAUUUUCUAUUUGAAGCCAAAAAGAGAGAACAACUGGAUUGGUCAAGACGCUGCACCAUAAUAGGAGGAAUCGCUCGAGGAAUCCUCUAUCUUCAUGAAGAUUCUAGGCUUCGAGUUAUACAUCGUGAUUUGAAAGCUAGCAAUAUCUUGUUGGAUGCCAAUAUGAAUCCAAAAAUUUCAGAUUUUGGAAUGGCAAGAAUGUUUGGAGUUGAUGAUCAAACACAAGGAAACACACGGAGAAUUGUCGGCACAUAUGGUUACAUGGCUCCAGAAUAUGCUAUGGAGGGAUUGUAUUCUGUAAAAUCUGAUGUCUUCAGCUUCGGAAUACUCUUACUUGAGAUCCUAACGGGAAGAAAGAACAUUUUAGGCUUUCAUCCCACAAAUUCUGCACCAACUCUUCUCAGUUUUGCUUGGCAAUUAUGGAAUGAAGGGAAAGUGUUGGAGUUGAUGGAUCCAAUGCUGAAAGAUUCCUGCAAUCCAAAUGAGUUCUUGAGAUGCAUCCACAUUGGAUUAUUGUGUAUUCAAGAAGACGCAAAAAAUAGGCCAACCAUGUCAUCGGUUGUUCUAAUGUUAAAGAGUGAAAGUAUCAGCCUUUCCAAGCCUGAGCGACCUGCCUUCUUUACAGGAAGAUCUAUCAAUGAUCACUGCCAUACAUUAGGGGAUUUACCUAGUUUCUCUGUCAAUGCUUUGACAAUUUCUGAUGAUAUCCCACGCUGAGCUAGAUGAAAAUUGUUGCAGUUCAUUCAUUCAUGGAGCCCUUGGUUUUGGCCUGGACAUAUAUGGCAUUGUCAUUGCCUCAUCAUAUCGGCCAAUUCCGUUUCCACCUUCGUUCCUCUGAUCUUAGUCUUCUUCUUCUUUUUUUCAAUGAAUUUGACUAUCGAUUGAGAACUGAUAUACUUCUCAACAGACAAAUACUUUUCUGGGCAAUUAAUAAC